Messenger RNA from Penicillium waksmanii, 852 nucleotides. Its product is annotated as acetate uptake transporter family protein. The transcript is spliced from 3 exons. Gene Ontology annotation, molecular function: acetate transmembrane transporter activity. Bases 1 to 852 code for a protein of 283 amino acids. Lineage: Eukaryota; Fungi; Ascomycota; Eurotiomycetes; Eurotiales; Aspergillaceae. Gene Ontology annotation, cellular component: plasma membrane. The record is from RefSeq and is a predicted model, not a curated record.
AUGGAGCAGAUCAUUAACGUCGCUGAGUUGAAACAGCCCCAGGCUGAUACCAAAACUUUCAGUCACACAUGCUUGUGCAGUCAGAGCCCAACACCUGUGGGUUCGCAAACCGGCCAUGACUAUUCUCUUGUUCAUCCCCAUACCCGCCCCCAUACCCCAGAAUAUCAACAGAUGCCCCCACCUCGCCACCAAGCUCCUCCACCUUCAGAGGAACGCAAAUUCGGCAAUCCGGCUCCUCUUGGCCUGUGUGGAUUUGCUCUGACUGCAUUCCUUUCAAAUGGCAUGAGUGUUUUCGCUGGGGUACCGGUCGCCGGUGAAAAUGUUUCUUCGGCACUCGCAUAUGGAGGCAUUAUCCAGGUUCUUGUUGGAAUGUGGGAACUAGCUCUUGGAAAUACCUUCGGCGCUACAUCCUUCUGUUCCUAUGGCGCAUAUUGGAUUUCCUUCGCUCUACUCAAUUUUGAUGGAACCAAGGUCACAACCCAAACUGCCAAUCAUGUCUGCCAGAGCGAGAUGUUGAUGGGGCUCUUCAUGAUGGCAUGGUUCAUCUUUACAACCAUCAUGCUUUUGUGCACACUCAAAUCUAGUCUCGCCAUGUUUCUCCUAUUCUUCUUCCUCGACAUGAACUAUCUCCUAUUGGGCAUUGCAAACAUCCAAUGCGGCGCCACCGGCGAGAUUAUGGCCACAGUUCAGAAAGCCGGGGGCAUUUUUGGUCUCUUGGCUGCCUUUGCAGCUUGGUAUAACGCCUUCGCUGGUAUAUUCGACAAGAGCAAUGGAUUCUUCACUGUUCCACUUGGUCACUUCCCGUGGUCACCACUCAUUCACGCCCAUCAAUCUAAGUUCAAGGAAGUGUGA